AUGUCAUCUCCACAACUUCCUCGCAAACCCAUCAAAGCAUGGUCCACCACAGAUUUAGUCAAUUUUUUGAAAUUUCAUAAUUUUCCAAAUUCAAUAAUUGAAAAUAUGGAACAAGAUGGAUUUGAUGAUCAAGCCGAACGUCUUUCUCAAAAAUUGGAUGAAUUUGAACAAUUGGAUCUUUCAACAUUACCUGAAAUAUUGACAUCUGACACUCCCAGCAAUGCCACGGCACAAGUGAACAUUCCUAAAGCAACUGCUCCACCUCUCUAUCCAGAUCUGCAAAAAUCUUUCUCAACUCAAUUGAAUUUAAACAUUCAACCUCCUCCAAACUAUUCCACCAGUCCACAUCCUGUCACAACGUCAAAUGUCAUCAUGCAACCUCCUCCUCCUUCUUACAGUUUUACAAAGCCAACCUCAAUAACGGUUCAAUCUCCUCCUCCUUACCAUCAAGUAGUAGCAACAAAUCCCACUCGACCUCCUCCAUCUUAUCAAAAUGUGCCACAAACAAUUCAACCUCCUCCUCCCUAUCAAUCUCAAGGAAUGAUUUCACCACCUCAAUAUCCAUUUACUGAGCUAGGUCAGAGAUCUAUCCCUAAUAUGCCACCUGUCGUGACGAAUCCACCAUUACCACCUUCUUAUCAAAGUAUUCAUCCACAAGUAGUAGUCUUUCAGUCGAAUCCUCCUCCACCUCAAUAUGAGUCCAAGAAUCGAAAUGAAAUGUCAAUUUCACAGAAUGGACAACCACAAGACGAAUCUCCUGCCAUUUCUUAUCAACAACCACUCAAUGAUGAAGAUGUUCGAAAUGAGGAUCCUCUCAAUGUCGACGAACGUAUCACGGAUCUAUCGCAACAGAUGAAACAGAAAACUCCUCUCCAACAAUUACAAGUAGGAGCGCUACCACAACUUUUCGCUCCUCUCAUGGAUUUGAAUUACGAUACCAUUCAAAGAGUUCUUCAGAAAAAUAUUAAGGAUUGGAAAUGUGAGGACGUGGUCUUGUGGUUGAGAUAUCAUGGUUAUCCUGAGAAUGUAAUUGCAAAAAUUUAUCACUCUCAAUACGAUGGAUUUUCCUUUAUGGAUCUUUCAUCAGUGGUUGAAAUGUUGACCAGUGAAGAUAUUGAUCAAGUCAUUGCUGAAUCUAUUAAGCAACGAAUUUUAGAUUUCAUUCCUGAAUCUAUGCCUUCCAUGAAUGAUGAAGAACGAGAAUUAAAAAUUGUGAUUCAGGAAUUGAUGGCCACUCAUUACGGAGGAACAAGUGUUGCUGGAAGAAUUAAUCCAAUUCCCGUUUCUGAGGCUUCCUUGUGGAAUGUAUCGAAAAUGGAAUUUAAACAUUUAGACCGAAUUGAAGCUGUAAAAAGAAAACUCAAAAUUUUUGGUUCAUUACUUUCAAAAGAACAAGUCUCCAUUAUUGCACAAAACUAUACCUUUCCUCACAGAUUCUUGUAUAAAUAUCUCAAUCCAAAAAGAUUACCUCAAUAUGGACAUGCUCAAACCAAUGGUGAAGAAUUUUUGAAAAUUAAAUUGGUCAUGAUGAAACAAAGUCCAACGAGUGUCAAGAGACAAUUGAAUAUGAAUCCAUUACUGAAAAAUAAGAUGACUACUGAUGUGAUUCAAUGUGCUCUCCUUGUUGGACCAUGGUUAAUUGAAUGGACCGAUUACGCCAUGGCCAUUGUACGAAGUCAACCCACUUUUACACCAUUAAGCGUUAUUGAACUUGGAACCAUUCGAGGUGACACACAAGUCAAAUUGGCUGUGAGAAAUUUGGCAUCUUUUUGUUCGUUUUGGACCGUUGAAAAACAAUAUACUCUCAACAAGUACAAUACUUUACAGUUCUGUCAUUAUGCCUUAAUGUUCAUGCAAAAUUUGACAGAUAAAUCACCAUCUCCUCCCAAUGCCAUUCUCAUUCCACAGUCACACUUGUAUUUAUCAGCAUUGAAAGAAGAAUCGUAUGGUGAAAUGAGUUUUACCUUUCAAGAGAUAUCAUUGGCAAAACAAAUCUUUGAUCGAUCGGAUUGUAUUUGGGAUUUGAAGAAUGAACUUUCGAAAAGUAAUUUUCAAAGAAUCAAAUUUCACUCGCAUCACAUGUUAGAUGAAUUUGUGAAAAUUAUGCAACGACAUUUACCAAAUUAUUUUACAUCAACACCAACUGGACGCAUCGAUUAUGAAUUAUUACGAGGAUUUGAUCGAGCAUUUUGGAUUCAAGAAAAUUCAAAACCCAAAAAUCAAAAUGUGAUUCAAGUGGUGAAAUGUCCAUUCAAAACGUUAAAUCCUCAUCCAAAGGAAAUUCAUGUGACCAGUGUGGAUGAGGAUUAUCGAUUUGUGAAAUUUAUAACGGUAGAGCCAACCUAUGAAAGUGUGUUGAAAAAGUAG
Naegleria lovaniensis is the source of this 2367-nucleotide messenger RNA. RefSeq lists its product as uncharacterized. The transcript has 6 exons. The coding region runs from base 1 to 2367 and encodes 788 amino acids. Lineage: Eukaryota; Heterolobosea; Eutetramitea; Acrasida; Naegleriidae. The record is from RefSeq and is a predicted model, not a curated record.